CCAACGUGACGCCGGAUAGAAAUCGCCGCCGCGAAACAGAAAGUUGUGCACUCGCCCCGACCGAUGCAGCUGAGCCGCCGCCACUCCUGAAUCCGCGCUCCCGCGCGCGCCCCACCUGUCUUCUCCGUGCGCUCAUCCAUCCGUCGACGCCGCUUGCUCCGCGUGCUCCGACACGCGAGAGCAUCACCGUCCAUCGACGCAGCAGCGUCUUAACGCUGCAAGGCGUGACUGAGCCUGUGGGACGUCCCGUUCUUUACGACGCCGUUAUCAUCGGCGCGCUUCGGUCGUCCUCUCUUUGCUCGUGCGCGUGCGUGCGUGUGUGUGCCUACGUCGACGAACUGAGGAUUAACUUCGGUGUGGUGGGACGUCAGUGGCCGUGUUCCUCUUGCAGUGUCGAGAGUGUCGUCUCUGACGCGGUCUCUCCCUCCCCGAAAGGCGUCAAUCCUUUUUCCUCACCGCCGUCGUUGACGGCGACUUGUUUGUCUUGGUGCGCGACAACGCUGUGAAAAAAAGAUGUCCGGUUCCGCGUCCGGAGUGGCGACGAUGUCGCUCGCCGGCUGCGCCUUGGCGCUCUGCUGUCUCCUGAGCUAUUCGGAAGCCGGUCGCCACCGUAUUCCCGUAGAGCCUGCACAGUUUGGCAAUGACACAGCCACCAAGUCGGCGUUCCUGUUCAACCCCAGAAGGAGGAGUGACAAGUUCCCCAUUAUGCGGCCCAGGCUGAGGACUACGACGAGACGCCCACCGCCCGAACCAACCACGCCCCGUCAAGAGAACUUGCAGGUGAAGCGCCAGGCGGUGCUCGAGUCGGUGCUCAAACAGGCUGACAUCUUCGAGCUGUCGUCGUCGGACUUCAGCCCGGCGGUGGCGUGGCCCGUGCCCCGUCGGCCGGCGUCCCGCCGGUUCCGGCCCAACGCCGUCACGCAGCCUUCGACGGCGCGGCCGCUGCUCAAGCUGCGACAGCCCAAGCCCACGAGGCCCCCCGCGUACUCGCUGGACGGCUUCGUGCCCAAGCCGUCCAUCAUCCGCAUCACCACCACCGAGGCUCCGCUGCACAUACGCAAGAUGUACGCGUCGCCCAAGACCGAGGCGCCCCCGUUCCGCAAGAACGCGCCGCGCUUCGGAGCCAAGAAGUUCAAGGCAAAGCCGCUGACGAACGACUACGACGACGAUGGUCACUUCCGGAAAGGCCGCAAGCACCAGGACUCCGGGGGCCGCAAGAGCGUGCAGCGCAUCAUGGGUAGCCGGGGGCCUCGUAAGGGCAUCCCGGGGAUCGAUUACCCCAACUUCCACCGCAUCCCGACCACGGGUUUCGACUGCAAUGACAAGCUGUUCCCCGGCAUGUACGCCGACACCGAGGCCGGUUGCCAGGUGUGGCACAUGUGCACCGGAGUUCCUAACCUGGGAGCGAGACACAGCUUCCUCUGUCCCAACGGCACCAUCUUCAACGAGCGGAGGGGUGUCUGCGAUUGGUGGUACAACGUUGAAUGCAGUGAAUUCGCCCUCUGAGCUCAAGCAGUUCUCCUCAAAGCGUCUACGGAUCCGCUCGCCCGGGCCGGACGCGUACAUCGGCGUGUGUUCACGCCACGUGUUCGUAACAGCGCGAUCUGCUCGGGACACUUGCGCACAACGAUACCCUGCCGCGACGCUGAUGUCUGACAGUGCAAGCGCGUUAAAUGCCCCACGUUAUGUCAUCAUGGCCGCGUCAAUUUCAAAAUUAAAAACAACACGUUAUCGCCCAUUAUCAGUUCAGCUGAUUAAGGCAGCAUCGAAACAUGCGCAGAAUGCAGUAUGCUGUUCGAAGGCUCGUAUGGUUAGGUUCUUGGCUGACCAGGUGGCGGAUGCCAGCUAAGUAUAGUGUGUCCUAACUUGAGAGUUUCGUUUUGCUUAAGCUCUUGCCGGGACUGGAGGUUUUCAGCCAGUUUUGAUCGCCGCGACGCACAAAUCGUGAUGUUCUAUUGCAAAAGUCAUCUGCCAAACAGUUUCAUGCUGAAAACCUGCUUAGUUUCUGGCCGUUAGAGCAGCAACACGAGCCAACGAAUCGCAUAUGUUAAGUGGCAGCCACAUAGAGCGUAUUCCCAGCGUAUUUUCGACAUCUCGAAGCCCGGCAUCGACGCGUUCAUUUCGAGCUUCGCGAUAACCCCGCUGUAAUUUCGGUCAAAAGGCUUCCUACUUCGUUGUCGGUUAAUGCGGACACCAGAUGUGAUGCGUGACCAUAAAAGGCGUGUGUAUCACAUGCCGUGAAAUCACUUCGACUACGCCGGGCAACGUGAGGCCAAAAAUGCGCGGAAAAAAGACGUUCUCUGAGGUGAUCUGCUCUUACCACUGCUAGUGCCCAUAGCGUUCGUUAAGCCAUUAACGCAUAUAAACGAAGUGACCAGGCUAUUGGCUUCACGGUUUCUAUGUUACGUAUGUACAAAAGGCUAUCUAGCAGCGACUAUUAGUGAUCGUUACUACUGAAAACUUUAUGAAUAGAUGAUAAAAAGUAGUAAGCGCGACAUCUGAGUUAAGCGAUUGUGCCUAGUUUUCCCGAGGCGCUUAUGUAGCACGACUGUCACGAGCAUUGUCAUCGAAGGAAUGAAUCGGCUACAACUUGAUGAUCAGCGGCGCCUGAUCACCCCUGACCUCAAGGUAGUAGCCGAUUUAGAGAUUGUUGGAGCGAGUACCUGCAACCACAUUGUGGCCUGUUCUCACGUUGUGUUAUGUUGUGAGCGUCUUCUUCUGCCAAGUAGCUCUCGUGAUCAUGCGUCGUAUUAAGCCAGUUAUCCAGCAAUGUGUCGCCAAUGUCCUCGUUCGAAGAAUACAUCCAGCGCGUGUGGUAGCCAAGCCUUCACCAACACCACAAAGUACGCGGCAUUCAGGAUCAUGAUUAGUCUACUGUCUGAUUAUGUUAUCUGAGCCAUGAUUGGAGAGAUGUCCUUAGUGGAGUGUACGUAUCUGCUUUCAUUCACAGUGAACAUUGUCAGCUUCAGAGGUCGCGGAGAAAGGCUGUACAAGUCCCGCAAUGCGCCAGCAUGGGCAGUCAAACGGCUGCGCUAUGCUUGCAGUCCAAAGUAAGAUGUUGGUAGUAUACGCGUAUUUACGGCUCAUGGGAUAAAAUGAACUGGUAUUGUCCGCAGUGGUAGUUAGUCGUCCCGAAGUUUGUCUCUUCCUACAUUGGAUGCCACUGGUCAAAGAUAACUUGGGCAAGAUAAGUUCGGCAAAGUUGCGAACAAGAUAAUUUGAGCAAUAAGUAUGACCGCCUCACCUUUGGUCUGCGUGUCAGUGAGCAGUUCCCCUUCAGCCUCACCAAAACUGUGCUGAAGUGAUUUGUGACGACGUAUCCCCGAUGCUUACCCGCGAUAAGUGAUUCGUGACGUCAUAAUUUGCAGCCUCUCUGAAGUGAUAUCUACUGUCGCCAAACGACAAAAGCAGAAAUGUGAGUGUGGUGUAACAGAUGUGACGCGUGUUUCGCAGCUUCUCAAGAGCUCGUGCGAUUGGUCGCUCAUGGUAUAUGCAGGGACGUUAAAGGAUAGUUAAGUACAGCAUUUGCGCAAGGAGCAUUUAUGAUUACACGGCUAGACGCACAGUAUAACGAGGGCUUGAAUUUUGUGCCUUUCUUUUGUGUCAACGUGCCACGGAAGCUGCGACAAGUCAGUGAGCCAAAACUCCCCGCUCUCUGACGAACGCGUUAUGACGUCAGCAGAAGCGUCAACGUCGCGCCGUAAAUCGUGCAUCGAUGUGCGUACUGGUGUUUCGAAUACGACAUAUAGCAUCAUCUUAAGAAGUGGUUCCUCAGCAAAAAAAAAAAAAAGAAAAUAAUAAUAAUUCUGUGCAGUGGACACAGAGAUCGACAGAACGCGGGAGAGCCAGUAUUGUCGUCACGACUGACGUCACGACAGACUGUUAGCGUGACAACCAUACACGGGAACGUUGAACUCAGGAUUUACUUCUGCUUGUGUGCCUGUUCUAAGCGUCUGAUGUGCUUGAGAAUUCCUUCUUCCACCACUUUCAGAAGAAAGAAACUUCAAACUUUCUUAUCUGUUCUGCGCACGACAUGCUCAAGACCCGGGAAUUAGCGCUGUCGCUCAGUCGUCUGAUAAGGAAGAACGGGAAGACAGGGCAUCUUCGCUCGUAUUCCGUUUGACGAGACGCAGUCUUUAGUUGUGCUUGAGAUCCUGUCGGGUACGACCGAACAAACGUCUCUGUUGAGUUUGCAUCGCCAACUUCCGUCAAUUCGUAUCUUCGACAUUUUCCACUCUUCGAAAUCUCGGUGUCUAUUUUUUUUCUUGUUCUUUCUCUGUAGUGCGUUGAUAUAUUUAUUUUUACAAUAUUGUUACAAUUUCUUGCGCGUUGGUGUUGAACGAAAAGAGCGUAUACAUUAUUUUUAUUUACGUGGUGGCAACGCAACUUGAGGACUUCCUAUAGCAAGGGCCCAUGUUAGCACUUAACAUGUCUAGAUGCACCUUUCUAUUAACAACGGGUAAAACCUAAGUCCUGGAGCUAUCACUUACUUCCUUACGCCAAGCUCAAACGUUCUUAUCGCUUCACAACUUACGCUUCUUCGACUAAGCUAAGAGCUGACACUGUUGCUUCUUAUCAAUCUUUGAUAUUUAUUGAAUGGUCUUUCUUCCAUGUCUCGUCUAUACGUUGUCCCGUGAGCUCUGGGUCAGCGCUAUCUUUUCUGCACUUCUGCGUGCGCUUACUAGGUAAUAUUUGUUCUACCCUUACUCCCUUUUACUUCUUUUCAUUUUUUGCACAACAUGGAUGGCCUAUAUUGUGGUCACAGGCCUACCGCAGUUCAACUAUUCACCUCCAAAUGCCCGCUUUGGUUGCUGGGUCGACGAGAACCUUAUUAUGGGUUGUUUGUUUCCUCAUACUGUUAUAGCCAUGAAACUCCGCAUUCACACACUCGCAUCGUGCACACGGUAUUUUAGACAUCCACUGCUGUCGCGGUAACCUUUAUCAAAGGUGUGCAUUUUCGUGUAUUCGUGCACCUGGAAACCAGAAAUUACUUUCUGCAACUGGAUCCUUUAGUGGAUGCAAUGAUUAAAUUCGCCAAAAAAACAACCGAAAUAUCAAUAUAAAUUUGCCGUGAGUUCGAUUUAGAAGUUACAGCACGAGUGUGUGAAAACUGCCUCCUUUUGUAUAAAAGUUACCACGACAAAAGCGUAUGCUCGCCAAGUCAUUGCUUUGUCCCAGUAUUUGAACACUCGUUUCGUACAUUCCGCCAAUGCUUUAUUUGAAAGCGCGAGCAAAUGAUUUCCACGACUACUGCUUUGAGAGCCUAAAUCUUACCCCUAUCGUUUUCACAUCAACCAUUCUUUUUUCCUCCAGGAAAAAUUAGGAGCACAGUACACUUUGAAUUGACAUUCGUUUAGAAGCUACCACGCAUCUCUAAACCGCUUACGUCGUUUUCGUUUGCUUUUGCCUUUAGGAAUCUAGAGAUUAUCAGGGUCCAUCAAUGGCUUCUAGCAACAGUUAAUUCAUCUUGCCAAUGCAACAUCGUGGUCGGGCUUAAAGCAGAUGUAACCGAUUACUUCGUUGCAGCUAAUCUUCACCGCAGGUUGUCAUCCAUCAAAGCUUCGAAUUUUUU
Molecule: messenger RNA, 5572 nt
Organism: Dermacentor silvarum
Lineage: Eukaryota; Metazoa; Arthropoda; Arachnida; Ixodida; Ixodidae
Exons: 6
Coding region: 514-1506 (330 amino acids)
Cellular component (GO): extracellular region
Molecular function (GO): chitin binding
Source: RefSeq, a predicted model, not a curated record